Pimephales promelas (fathead minnow) is the source of this 2886-nucleotide messenger RNA. RefSeq names its product transglutaminase 1 like 5 (gene tgm1l5). Gene Ontology annotation, molecular function: protein-glutamine gamma-glutamyltransferase activity. The record is from RefSeq and is a predicted model, not a curated record. Lineage: Eukaryota; Metazoa; Chordata; Actinopteri; Cypriniformes; Leuciscidae. Gene Ontology annotation, biological process: peptide cross-linking.
UGUUUGUGAUCUAGUUUAAUUUUGCACAUAAUCCUAAUUUAGAUUCCAGAUGAUUUGGGAUUUUUUUAUCCUUAUAUUUUGAUGAGAAAGACAGAAAAAUAUGUAGCUAUCACCCUCUUCUUUUCCAGUUUUCUGGAGUUAAUUCAGCUUGUAUGGGUACAAAAAAAAAGUUAAUUCCAUUUAAACGUUGUUUUGUAUGUAAUUAUAGCUUUAAAAAUGUCUCUCUCUCUUCCUCUCAGGGGUCCACGUGUGGAAGUGAACGAUGCAGUACUGCAGGUACGAUCUAUUGACCUCAUCAAGCCCAGCAAAGGACAGAAUCGACGGGAGCAUCACACGGAUGGCUUCUUUAGCAGUCAUCUCAUCGUCCGCAGAGGACAGUGUUUCCAGAUGUCGAUUGAGCUGUCCAGACCUUUUGUCCCAAACAGAGACCAACUUCAUCUGGAGCUGAGACUUGGUGACGACAUACCCGUACACAAGGGCAGUUUGGUAAUUGCUCCACUAGUGUCGGAAUUCAAGAAAGAUGCCUGGGAGGUAAAGAUUGUUGAACAGGCGAAGACCACACUCAGACUGUCGGUUUACUCCCUCCCAAACGCUUGUAUUGGACGGUACAAACUCACUGUGGUCACAAACUGCCCGGCGGGAAAGGCCACUUCACCAGACGCACCUGAAAAUGACAUUUACAUGCUGUUCAACCCCUGGUGCAAAGACGACUCUGUGUACAUGAAUGGUGAAGCUGAGAGGACUGAAUAUGUACUGAAUAAUAUGGGCAAACUGUACUAUGGAACAGAGCAACAGAUUGGUACCAGAACCUGGAAUUUUGGUCAGUUUGAUGAAGGAGUCUUGGCGGCUUGUUUCUUUGUGUUGGAGAAGAGUGGCAGUCCUUGCUCGGGAUGGGGAGACCCUAUUAACAUAGUCAGAGUGGUGUCUGCCAUGGUCAAUUCCAACGACGAUCAAGGUGUGCUGAUGGGUAACUGGCAAAAGACCUAUGAGGGAGGACUUUCCCCAACAGCCUGGAGUGGAAGCAGUGCCAUCCUGAAACAAUACCACGACACUAAAGGAAUACCUGUCAAAUAUGGACAGUGCUGGGUCUUUGCUGGAGUCACCAACACACUGUGUCGGUGUUUUGGCAUUCCCACACGUCCAGUCUCAAACUUCAGCUCUGCUCAUGACACUGACAGUUCCUUGACAACAGAUGUUUAUUUCGACGAGAAUCUUAAAGAAAUUAAAGAUCUUAACCGGGAUUCAAUCUGGAACUUCCACGUGUGGAAUGAGGCCUGGAUGGCUCGUCCCGACCUGCCGUCUGGUUUUGGAGGUUGGCAGGUGGUUGAUGCCACUCCUCAGGAGACCAGCCAGGGCGUCUUCCGCUGUGGCCCAACAUCUGUUGCUGCGGUCCGCAGUGGACAGACCUUCCACAAAUAUGACACAGGCUUCGUUUUUGCUGAAGUGAACAGCGAUAAAGUCUACUGGCAGCGCAAAACUGACGGGACCUUCGAUGUGAUUCGGGUUGACAAGAGCGCAGUGGGUCACUGCAUCAGCACCAAAGAUGUUGGCUCAGACAAACGUGUGGACAUCACACACCUCUACAAACACCCAGAAGGUUCUUCGGAGGAGCGCAGCGCUGUGGAAGCGGCCUGUAGCUUCGGCUCCAAGCGGUCCGCCUACUCUCCCACCGGUGCCGGUGAUGUGACUCUGGACGUGUCCAUGCGGGGCGAUGGACCAUGUGUUGGUCAGGACGCUGAGCUGUCCAUCCUUCUGAAGAACAGCAGCAGCGCUCCUCGCAGUGUUGAUCUCCACAGCCAGGUGACAACCGACAAGAUCGUCCUGAAGAAGGACCAGACCAGUGUUGAGCUCAAGCCCCACGAAGUGCGGUCUCUGGACUGGACCCUGCGCUAUGAGGAAUAUCAGGAGAAGCUGCGGGGUCAGUCGGCUCUGGUGCUCACUCUCUCGGGACGGGUCACUGAGACCAAACAAGCUCUGGCCAAACAGUUCAACUUCAGACUGCGCACACCAGACCUCAUCAUCGCUCCUGUGUGUGAUGCUGUAGUGGGCAGAGAGCUGACGGUCAAGAUCAAAUUCCAGAACCCGCUGCCCCGUGUGCUGAAGGACGUCGUGAUCCGGAUCGAGGGACUGGGAAUGCGGAACGUCAAAACCACUCACUACGGUGAUAUCGCAGGCCAAGCCACAAUGAGUCUGACGGAGACAUUAGUUCCCAAUCGCCCCGGCUCACAGAAGCUUCUAGCAACACUUGACUGUCCUCAGCUCACUCAGGUGCAUGGAGUCGCAAACAUCUUGGUAAAAGACCGCUGAGAAACCUUGACUUCAUCUAAACAUCUACAUUCUCAAGACAUUGAUAACUACACUGAGACUUACACAGUUCAAACAUGCAGCUUUUCAAGGUGCAUAUUAUCCUGGAUUUUUAGAGUUAGUCCAAACCGGGGGUUCGUGGACAAAAACCCAUAUUAAUAAGCUGCCAUUGGUUGCAUAAUGGCCCAGAGGGAUCGUAGGAGUUCGUGGGAUGCCCUCUCUCCUAUAGACUUGGUGGGGAGUGGGCCUUAUAGGACUACCCACGAUUUAAUUAUUCGGAUGCCUCUAGUUGGCGCCGGAGAGAGAAACCCCACCACCCCCCCAUACCACAGACCCACUAUUUGUCCAAUAACCCACUAUAAUGGGCAAACGUGCCGGGACCCGCCCCCAGCCACUCCCGGGCCACGCCCCCAUCCCACGAACCCACUAUUUGUCCAAUAACCCACUAUAUUUACCAAAAGUGCUGUAGACCCACGCCCCCACUCCCGGGCCACGCCCCCAUCCCACGGAACCACUAUUUGUCCAAUAACCCACUAUUUUUACCAAAAGUGCUGUAGACCCCCCCCCCCCCCCACACACACA